This is a messenger RNA of Eleginops maclovinus (Patagonian blennie), 2887 nucleotides long. It is a transcript of the gene opn4xa, whose product is annotated as opsin 4xa. Gene Ontology annotation, cellular component: plasma membrane. Gene Ontology annotation, molecular function: G protein-coupled photoreceptor activity. The coding region runs from base 178 to 1827 and encodes 549 amino acids. Lineage: Eukaryota; Metazoa; Chordata; Actinopteri; Perciformes; Eleginopidae. The record is from RefSeq and is a predicted model, not a curated record. The transcript has 10 exons. Gene Ontology annotation, biological process: G protein-coupled receptor signaling pathway; cellular response to light stimulus; phototransduction.
CGGGAAGCAGCAGCUCACUGGGGCUGCAGCGUAUGAGGGAAUCUCAUCCUGACUCCAUCUAUUUAAAUCUGGAUUUUUUUCACAAGCCUUUUUACAUGCUUUGCGGUGUUCUCUGAUCCUCUUUACGCUCAACUGCAAACAUAAAGAGGAAAAGGGACUUCAUUGUCUGGAUGAGAAAUGGACCUGGAUCCCGGAUUCUAUCGGCCGGUGGAUGUCCAGGCUCACGCUCAUUAUAUCGUUGCCUUCUUUGUCUUGGUGAUUGGAACAUUGGGUGUUACAGGAAACGCCUUGGUCAUGUACGCCUUUUUCUGUAACAAAAAGCUACGGACUCCUCCCAACUUUUUCAUCAUGAACCUGGCAGUCAGUGACUUCCUCAUGGCGAUCACACAGUCACCCAUCUUCUUUGUGAACUCCCUCUACAAGGGGUGGAUUUUUGGGGAAACAGGCUGUAAGAUAUACGCCUUCUGUGGAGCUUUGUUUGGAAUAACUUCUAUGAUAAACCUUCUGGCUAUAUCUCUUGAUCGCUACAUCGUCAUCACCAAGCCUCUGCAGGCCAUUCGCUGGACCUCAAAGAGACGCACUUGCCUCAUUAUCGCCCUGGUCUGGCUGUACUCACUGGCCUGGAGCCUCGCACCCCUUUUAGGGUGGAGUUCGUACAUACCAGAGGGCCUGAUGACCUCAUGCACAUGGGACUAUGUGACAUCUACUCCUGCCAAUAAAAGUUAUACUUUGAUGCUAUGCUGCUUUGUAUUCUUCAUCCCUCUGGCCAUUAUAUCCUAUUGUUAUCUGUGCAUGUUCCUGGCCAUCCGCACUGCAAGCAGAGAUGUGGAGAAGUUUGGGUAUCAGGUGAGGAAGUCAACCCUGAUCCACCAGCAGUCCAUCAAGACUGAAUGGAAGCUGGCCAAGAUUGCCUUUGUGGUCAUCAUAGUGUUUGUGCUUUCCUGGUCGCCCUAUGCAUGUGUCACCCUCAUCGCCUGGGCUGGAUAUGCAAGUGUCCUCACUCCCUAUUCAAAAGCGGUGCCUGCUGUUAUAGCCAAGGCAUCAGCCAUCUACAACCCUUUUAUUUACGCCAUCAUUCACUCUAAAUACAGGGACACCAUGGCAGAAAAUGUUCCCUGUCUUCACUUCCUAGGAGAGCCCCCCAGGAGGAAGUGCAUAUCAGUGUCACACAGCGAGUCCUCCCUCAGGGACUCAAUGCUGAGCAGACAGUCGUCUGGCUCCAAAACCAGGUUUCAGAGAGUGUCCUCCAUGUCUACAGCUGACACAGUUUGGAGCGAUGUGGAGCUGGACCCAAUUGAUGAGAGCUAUAGAGUGAAGUCCAGCUAUUCCCUUGGAGCUUUGAGGGAGAAAGACCCAAAGUCAUUGGCUAAGCAGACCAAGGGAAAGGGAAGCUACAGCCAGGAACAGAUCCGCAUCCCAGAGAGAGUCACCACCAGCAGAUGUGAUCACACCCUGUCGCUGGAGUCUGUCAACACAGUAAUGCGCCUGGCCAUUGGGAGGAGAAUGGAGGAGAAUCCUGAAUGUUUGAAUAAAGACAAAAAACAGGAAGCAGAACAAGAUAAAAAGGGUGGGCAAGAACAGACAGAGACACAGCAAGUUCAGAAGGAGAAAGAUGAUAAGGAGCUGGAAGUCCUCCUCCAGCCAGACUCUCUGGACAAAAUUGCAUCUGUGCACUCCCAAGCAGUCAUCAGACUCGACUUAAAGAAGGACCAUGGCUAUUGUGAGGAAAAACAAAGCACACAGAGUCAUAAGAGAGAACUGUUGCUCCGUUUACAGCCUCCGGACUGUUCUGCUCAAGUAUUUGAGUCUGUGCAAAGAUAUCUAUAAUCUAAAUAUUUAAAGUGUUUAUUUAUCUAAGUGUGAGCAGAAGAGUAAAGUUGUUUUGUUUUUGUUUACGAAUGUCUUUUAAGUAGCUGUUAAACUUUCAUCUCAAGCGUUUAACAAUACAGUUCAAUUAAAGUUAUUGGUUUGACUGUUUUUAUGCAUUCUUAUCAACACUGUCACAGCGGAGCAAAGAUAAAUCUUAUAUCAUAAUGAAACCUCGACUUUAAAUAACUUCCAAAUUAAGGCACUUUUAUUCUAAAGUGCACUGUGUCCAAGGGGACAAAAACUUACUGUAUAACAAGAGUCAUUAAAGACCACCCAUAUUUAUUAUCAAUUAUUUGUAUUUAUUUUAUUUUAUGACAAAGCAAAUAUAUACAUGAGUUUACUUUAUACACAAAAAAAACUGAAUCUUUGACUUUAAAUAAAUGUAUCAUGUCAUCACAUUUCACGUAACUAUUAGGUUAGUUGAAAGCAAUAUUAUUAAGUUGAACCUAAUUAAACGUAAUAUUACUGCUUUCAACUAACCUAACACAGUCAUGUGAAAUGUGUUCACAUAAUACAUUUAAUUCAACCAAGCAAUGAGAAAAUGUGGUUAAUAUUUGAAUGUCUAUAAUGCACAACUGGCCAGUCUAUUAUGCAUUUAUGAAUCUUUACAGAGCUCAAUAUAAUAUAUGUAAGGCCAUAUACUGGUGCUUAUCAUGUUUUGUAUGUUUUCUGAUAUGUGUCGUAUCAUGCGUUAUAAAUCCGGAAACUUUCAUUCACUGCAGCUACUUUGAAAACAGUGUUACUUAUAGUGUUGAUAUAAAGUGUUUUGCUAACCAAAGGGAGUCAUGUUGCAUAAACAACUACCAUGUGCCAUGUAGCAAACCAUAAAGAUACUUGAUGCCCUGAUGUAUCAUAAUUUAUCAUGCAUUGUGAUUUCAUGACAAGGAUUAAGCCUGCAUGUUCUCAGGAACAGUGUUAGCACCGCAACAAGCAACAUUUGGCACCUUUUCCUUCUUUGCUUAUUCCAUAUUUGUUGCUUUUGCUGCUUUCGGUACAUUUUAAACUAGAAUGGUCCUUC